This is a messenger RNA of Penicillium verhagenii, 1656 nucleotides long. Its product is annotated as heat shock factor family protein. Lineage: Eukaryota; Fungi; Ascomycota; Eurotiomycetes; Eurotiales; Aspergillaceae. The transcript is spliced from 6 exons. Gene Ontology annotation, biological process: regulation of DNA-templated transcription. Gene Ontology annotation, molecular function: DNA-binding transcription factor activity; sequence-specific DNA binding. The record is from RefSeq and is a predicted model, not a curated record. The coding region runs from base 1 to 1656 and encodes 551 amino acids.
AUGAGUGGCCUCGCCGAUCCUCCCUCCAGGAGUACCUUCGGCCCUGGAAAUGCCCCAGGCAAAACACGAAACAUCCCAGUCCUGUCAUCUUCCGCUCAUCAUUCUCCCGUGGCCAUGGAGAUCACCCCUCCCUCCUCAGCGACCGUGGGCAUGCCGGUCCAUGGCCUAGACAGCGAUCGGGGCGCAAAUGGCUCUGACGGGAACACGAGCAAUCCCCCCAAUCCGGCUGUUGGGGCUGCCGCCGCGGCUCAGCAGCCCAAAGUGGUACAAACUGCUUUUAUCCAUAAGCUUUACAAUAUGCUGGAGGACAACGGAAUUCAGCACCUCAUCUCUUGGUCGAACACCCAUGAUAGCUUUGUGAUGUCUCCAACUCCAGAAUUCUCCAAGGUCUUAGCCCAGUACUUUAAGCACACCAACAUCUCGUCCUUUGUUCGGCAGCUGAACAUGUAUGGGUUUCACAAAGUGAGCGAUGUGUUUCAUACGGGAUCUCCGGACUCUGCCCUUUGGGAGUUCAAACAUGGAAAUGGCAACUUCAAACGAGGCGAUCUAGUUGGCCUGCGAGAGAUCAAACGUCGCGCUUCCCGACAUGCUCUGAUUCACCGUGACUCGUUCCCUGGUCACAAAGCUGCUACGUCACAACCAGGCACCCCAGCGGAGCCUGUUCCUGAUGCAACUGAAGCUAGACUGAUGAACCUGGAGCACUCCUUAUACGAUAUGCACAACCGUCUAUCUCGUGCUGAAGAAAGCAACAUUGCCCUCAAUUCGAGAUGCCAGAGCAUGGCUGAGGGUUUAUCUCAAUGCUACCAUUGGACACAUUCUAUCUCUCGCUUCCUCCAAGCUGCUAUACCUGAUAAGGAGAACCCUCUUUACCGUGACAUCUCCAAUAUUCAACGAGAAGUUGAGAAACAGCUUGAAACAGUGCGCGCUGUGGAAGCUUCGCACGAAAAUCUUAUGCCACCACGUCAGGCUUUCUUUGCAAAUAUGCCUGUUGAAUCCGGGCCACCCUUAUCUCCUCGUCAACUACCACAAGACGAUGGCCGACGUCCAUCCAUGAUUCGACCUCCUGUUCCGCCACAUCUCGCGGUGUCGCCACGCCGCUAUGGCUCCAUUGGUGGAGCCAACCCCCAACCUAAUUACAUCCGGCCACAGGCCCCCCACGUUCCCCCACAGAAUCAACCUGGGCCAUCACCUCUAUCCAUAUCAACCCCUCCUGGGCCCAACCUUGGUCGCCGCCAUACCUUUGCAGACAUCCGGCAGCAUGACUGGCCGCCAUCGGGAAGUUCCCCCUUCCCACCUGGUAACCCUCCGAGUGGAGCUUGGCCACCGUCUCCCAACCGAGUGCCGGGCUCCAGUGAUCAGCAGGUCCGAGAUGUGCUCGCCCAAUAUGAAAUGGGAGCCCCUCGACGUCUUCAAGACCAAUCGCGCCACGCAACACCCCCCGCAGCUGCAGAGCCAUCUCCAUCCUUGCUUAGUGUUGACAAUGGGUGGAACAUCGGUGGCUCUAGAUUUCCUCGCCAAGAAUCAUCUUUACCAGCGACCCGCCGCUCUAGCAUGGCAAGCAAUGUCCAUUCACUAUUGAACCCUGCAGAUACCGCUGAGAGACCCGACGAGGAACAGCAGAUGAGCGAGGACCGCAAACGAAAACGGUUGGAAUAG